Coccomyxa subellipsoidea C-169 is the source of this 2315-nucleotide messenger RNA. RefSeq lists its product as hypothetical. Gene Ontology annotation, cellular component: plasma membrane. The coding region runs from base 1 to 1833 and encodes 610 amino acids. Gene Ontology annotation, biological process: transmembrane transport. Gene Ontology annotation, molecular function: purine nucleobase transmembrane transporter activity. The record is from RefSeq and is a predicted model, not a curated record. The transcript is spliced from 16 exons. Lineage: Eukaryota; Viridiplantae; Chlorophyta; Trebouxiophyceae; Coccomyxaceae.
AUGAUAUUGUCGUUCUGUGUGCUGCUCCAGGUGGGGCGCUACUUUAAGACAGUCGAACGCAACACAACCUUGGUUCAGGAGCUCCGAGCAGGGACCGUCACAUUUCUGACGAUCGCUUACAUCCUUUCGGUCAAUGCUAACAUUCUUUCAGACACUGGCGGACCAUGCACCUCCGAUGACUGCACGAUGACCAUACCUGUUGACCAGGUCUUUUUUGCGCAGGGCCCCGACAAAAGCUUUGCCUGUCGAUUCACAGACCCCGGCUACCAAGCCUGUGUGGAUGCCACUCGGAAGAGCCUGAUCACAGCGACGGCUGCUAGCAGUCUGCUGGGAUGCGUUAUCAUGGGCGUUGCGGCCAACUUGCCCGUGGCGUUGGCACCAGGCAUGGGCCUGAAUGCUUACUUCACCUACAACGUGGUGGGCUACUACGGCACCAAGAGCGUCAGCUAUCAGGAGGCACUCGCGGCCAUCUUCAUCGAGGGCUGGAUCUUUGUCUUCCUGUCGGCCGUUGGCGUGCGCCAGAAAGUCAUCAGCUACCUGCCGCGUACGCUGGCGCUGGCCAUGGCGGCUGGCAUCGGCCUGUUUCUGGCGCACAUCGGGUACCAGGGCUCUCAGGGGAUCGGCCUCGUCGUCGGUGACGGCGCCACGUUAGUCACCCUCGGCGGCUGCUCCACACCCAGCCAGGUGCACCCGUACUACAUAGCAGACACAACGGGUGUGUGUACCCCCGAGGGAAAUGCGCCGCUGCCUAAUCUGCCCCCGGCAGGCGCUAACUACGAGUGCCCCACCUGGAAACUCAACAGCGGGCCCAUCUGGAUGGGCCUCGGCGGACUUGCAAUAAUGAGCAUCCUCAUGUCCCGUAACUUCAAGGGCGCCAUCAUUGCUGGCAUUGCAAUCACAACCAUCAUUUCCUGGAUCCCCGGUCACGCCGCUUCAUACCUCGGCUCCAAUUCCCCCAUCCUCGGUGGCAUAGGAGGAGAUGGUGAGUCCAGGUGGCAGUAUUUCAAAAACGUGGUGGCGGUUCCCAGCAUCAAGCAAACAGGAGGCGCCCUGAGCUUCAGUAAUUUCAAGAGCGGAGACCUGUGGCUGGCGCUCAUCACUUUCCUGUAUGUGGAUUUCUUCGAUGCCACUGGGACGCUCUUCUCCAUGGCAAACUUCAUUAACAACUUCAUCCCAGGCUUUGUGGAUCCCAAGACCAACAAUUUCCCAGGGAGCACGCUGGCAUACUGCAGCGAUGGCAUCUCCAUAGUAAUUGGAUCAGUCAUGGGCACAUCUCCUGUCACCGUCUUUGUGGAGUCGGCGACUGGCAUCCGGGAGGGAGGCAGAACUGGGUUGACAUCGAUCAUGGUCGCCUUCUGGAUGUUUGUGGCCCUCUGGUUCACUCCCAUCAUUGCCAGCAUUCCCACCUACUGUACAGGCCCGGCGCUGAUCCUGACGGGGGCCCUGAUGAUGAUCAAUGUGGUCAAGAUCGACUGGAACGACAUCAACAAGGCCGUGCCGGCCUUCCUCACCAUCUCCAUCAUGCCCCUUACCUACUCCAUCUCCUACGGCGUGAUUGGCGGUGUGGUGUCGUUCAUCCUGCUGCAUGCAAUCAAAUGGGCCUGUGACAAAUUGAGCGAACGCACCAACGGCGCCUUCGGCUACUGCUCGCCGCCGGCCUCACCGGAGGGAACGGCGCACGACGGCGUGGCCGAUGACGAAUUCGGCGUCAGCAACAAGCCGUCCGCCAAGGGCGAUGCCUCCGUCUCCAACGGAGAGGCUGCGGCGCCGGAUGCAGCUGAAAAGGCAAACCCAGUGCUACCCAUGUCCAAAGCAGGGCAGUCCAUUGUGUAGCUGCCUGUGGCAGCUAAGUAAUUGCAUGCAAACACAAAUGUGGCGGAUUCUUAUUCGUUUAUUGCUUUUGUCGCAUGAUGAUUCCACCGCUUGGCUGGCUGAGAGCUGAAGACACUUUUCACCAGCAGCACAGGCUUGUUAUUCUUUGACUUCACAAGGGGCACAUCAUUACAUGUCCCCUUGUUGUCUGUUUGAUGAAACAUAUGACCGUUGUAUGAUGAGAUCAACAGGCUGUGGGUCUGGGGUGUAUCAGAGGGUGUUCUUGUCAUUCAUUGCUGAGCAUGUGAAGGAAUUACAAAGCCUGAAAGGAGUUCUUUCGCUAGCAAAGAAUGUAUAUUCCGCAUACUUGCGCAUUGUGUGACUCUCAUGGUUUGAUGAAUCAUGAUAGUGCCAGUGUCGGUAGAAAGGGCCAUUGCCCGAGAAGCCACAAGCUGUGUCUGUCGAGUUUAUCAUCUCACUGUAAUGGAUACAAUUGUGAUCCC